AUGAGGAGCUUCGUCUUGAGCACAGCUUUAUUUCUCUCCAGCCUCAGCUGGAUCUCUGCUUCAGGUUCUGAGUUUCAGACUGUGGAGGUCCAACUUGGUGAAGAAGUCACGUUGAAGUGCUCCAACAUUUCGAGUCAUCCAACACAGACAGACUGGCUUAAAAUUAUCAACAGGACUAAGCCCAGCUGUAUUGCUGCUAUGUAUGGAUCUCAGGGCAAAGCUUCAUUCUGUGAUGGAUUUCGAAAUGGAAAAUUCAAUAUGAGUUCCAACAACACCUCUGUGUUUCUUAAAAUCACACAAGUGGAUUUAUCUGAUGUUGGGCUGUAUUUCUGUGGAUUUUACGUGAAUAAGCAUACGGUCAUUUCCAAUGCAGUCGAGUUAAGAAUUCAAGGCGGUGAAACCAAUGAAGAAGAGGAUUUUAAGACUGAAAGUAAAAUUAUAGAGUCUGAGAGAAUCACAGACCUGAUAAGCAUCAUCCUGGGUAGUCUGGCUGGUUUACUCACUAUAGUGAUCAUUAUUCUGGUUUUAAAAAUCUGGAAACUUCAAAAAGUGAAGCAGUGGGCAGCCACCAAGCAGGCGCCCGGGGAGCAGUGUGUAGGGACGAAUGUGAGCUCAGACGAUCUGAACUACGCAGCUCUGAACUUCCAGAAAAAAGUCCAAAGAAGCCGGAGGCCUGUGACACAGAGAGAGCCGGAGCCACAUGUUGUGUACGCUGCCACCAGAUAG
Messenger RNA from Pelmatolapia mariae (spotted tilapia), 726 nucleotides. RefSeq lists its product as uncharacterized. Gene Ontology annotation, biological process: response to bacterium. The transcript has 6 exons. The coding region runs from base 1 to 726 and encodes 241 amino acids. The record is from RefSeq and is a predicted model, not a curated record. NCBI's taxonomy places the organism in Eukaryota, Metazoa, Chordata, Actinopteri, Cichliformes, Cichlidae.